Aspergillus versicolor CBS 583.65 is the source of this 1070-nucleotide messenger RNA. Its product is annotated as GNAT family N-acetyltransferase. The transcript has a single exon. Gene Ontology annotation, molecular function: acyltransferase activity, transferring groups other than amino-acyl groups. The record is from RefSeq and is a predicted model, not a curated record. Lineage: Eukaryota; Fungi; Ascomycota; Eurotiomycetes; Eurotiales; Aspergillaceae. The coding region runs from base 27 to 863 and encodes 278 amino acids.
UUCUGAUAAUUUCAGGUCACCUCAUUAUGACAAUCGAGCCAAUCCCCCCGGUACCACCAACUGUUGCCCGCCUCACCGAGGCCGCAGAGGCAGCCUUUAUAACCGAACAAAACAGAGCAGCCGGCCAACUCUACCCCAAGGAUGGAUUUAUUGCACAGCCAUUAGGGACUGGAGUGGUUGCUAUCACAAAGGCAUCAUUUUUAUCGAAAUUAAACCACGUCGCCGGGUUUGCAAUGGACGGCCCAGUCACGGAUCAAGAUAUCGACACUAUCGAAGGCCUGUUCCAGGGAAUCAAUCUACCCCCGUAUAUCGACCUGUGUCCCUUUUCGCAUCCCACUGCACGGCAUUUAUUCAAUGAAAGGGGAUACACACUCGAUAGUAAGAUAAGCGUCUACACUCUACCGCUGCAUGACUACGAGAACAACAAUACCACGACCACCACCGAAAUAACCCGCGUCUCAGAUACCGAAAAGGAUCUGUUCACUGACUACUCCAUCUCCGGCGCCAAAUCCCUCGGCCGUCCGGUUGAGCUGCUGGAAACACUAGCUAAAUCCGCCACCCUCCGGUCCGAUACGCGUCUAUACUUAGCGAAGAUCGACGGGCAGAUUUCAGGGAGUGCCGGGCUGGCGUUUCUUACUACACCGUUUGGCCAGGUUGCGGAACUUUAUAUCGAUAGUACGGUUCCUGAAUUCCGGGGUCGCGGGGUGCAGACUGCCUUGUUGAGGGCGCGGUUGGCGGAUGCGAAGGCGGCAGGAGUUGAGAGGGCCGUUAUGUAUGCGAGACCUGGGGAGGCGAGUGCAAGGAAUGCGGAGCGUGUGGGAUUUCAAUUGGCAUAUGUUAAGGAUAGACUUACGAAGGUUUAGUUGAUAUGUUGAUUUAAAACGUGGUCCUAACGGUAAGUGGCAUGAAAUCGGGGCUAUCUUAUCAGAUAUACAGUAUAAAAUAUUAUCAAGGACUGCAAGUGAUAGUUACAUGAUACAACAUGAAGGCUUCUCCUUCUGCUGUUGUUGGAUGUGAAUCCAUUCAGAACCUGCAUGCAUGAUCCCCAGAAGCUCCUUCGCAUAGGCAGC